AUGGAAGAUAAUACCAAGCACAAACUAAAAUACAUAUUUUCCACAACUUGAAAUGUAGCUAACUAUUAUAUACAGGAAUCAAGCAGAGUUAAACGCUUAUCAUUAACCAUUUGGGCAUCGUUUUAUCGCGAAAGGGAAGCGUGAGUUGGUCAGUGAAUUGUAGCUAGGAAAACCCCAUCGAUAGUUAGCUAGCUAACGUUAGCGUGCUUGUUAACGGUAAAGCAGAAAGCGCACAAUUCUUCAUGGAUUGCUCGUAAACUUUUUAAUCCUUUUUUGUAACAGGAAUGUGUUUGAAAAUGAGGGAAUCUUUUUUUAUUUUAACUAGCUAUCUAGCUAUAACGUUCCAUCUGAAAAAUGUCAAAAUUGUAUGAACAUGCAUGUUGACAACGAAGCUAUAACGACGUUAUAAACAUCUGGCAAGGCUCACGUCUUGAAUAUGUUGGGUUGCUAACGUUACAUUAUUGCGUCACGAAAGCCAUCAGAUGGGGAAUAUAUUACACUCGAUUUCUCGAGUUACUGUGGCUUUGUCAUAGGAGCUUGCGCCAUUCUCCUUGGAGACGGCAUCGCAGAAAUGUGGGUAGCUUGCUAAAAAAUACAGUGUUAGGGCCUAUGAGGGGGGCAAUCUUGGCAACAUCACUUGGCACGGUCACUACCGAAGAAGUCUCCCGAAACGGAAGAAGUGACAGGAUGAACAACAUCAACAAAAGCAGACCCUCCAGCUCCGCCAGUUUCUCCUCUACCUCAACAGCAAGUGCCCUUGAUGAUGACAGCACCAGCCUCAGGCAGCAGAAGCUGGAAAAGCAGAGGGCGCUGUUGGAGCAGAAGCAGCGGCGGAAGCGGCAGGAGCCUCUGAUGGUGCAGCCCAACCCAGAGGCCCGGCCCAGGCGCUCCAGGCCUCGGCGCAGUGAGGAGCAGGCCCCGCUGGUGGAGUCGCGCCUCAGCAUCACCAGCGAUGUCAUCAUGGACGGUAUCGACGGCCCUGCUGCCUUCAUGGGCUCUGAGGCCCCAGACCUGGGUACCAAGAUCCAGAUUCUGUCGGUGAGCAAGUCCCAGCCCCUGUCCCUGUCCCAGCCGCUGCACCAGUCUCCCCUCGUUGAGGAGCCUGACCGGGACGGGGACACGGAGACUCUGCUGGAGCCCAAGACGGACAUCCACGAGCUGCUGCAGAAACGAGAGGCGUGGGACAUCUCUCUCAGCCCCUCCCCCUCUCUGAUUGACCCCGCCAACGGCAGGGUGGUCCAGUUGGUUGGUGCAGUGGAGGAGGGCCCAGAGGAGGGGCCGGAGGAGGGGCCAGAGCGCCCACUGUCUGCCAGGGAGAAACUACUCCAGUCAGGUCUGUCAGGCAGUAUGAACUACGAAGAGGCCAGUGAGGAUGAGGAACACGGUGAUGAAGACCGGCCACGCUCGCUGUCCCCCAACCCAGAGUCAACACGGCCUGCGUCUGCCUCCAGCUCAAAGUCCAACACAGAGUGCGUGACACCGGGGUCGCCCACGGCGGAGAGCGCCCUGAUCGAAGUGGACAACCUGGAGGAGUUUGUGGUGCGUCCCGCCCUCCGCGGCGUCACCGUCAAGUGCCGCAUAUCCCGGGACAAGAAGGGAAUGGACCGCGGCCUGUACCCCACCUACUUUAUGCACAUGGAGAGAGAGGACGGCAGGAAGCUGUUUCUUCUGGCUGGGAGGAAGAGGAAAAAGAGCAAGACGUCCAACUACCUGAUCUCAGUGGAUGCCACGGACCUGUCACGCGAGGGAGAGAGCUUCAUGGGGAAACUGAGGUCUAACCUGAUGGGGACCAAGUUCACGGUGUAUGACCAAGGCACCAACCCCUGUAAGAACCCUGGAGCUUUGCUGGAGGAGAGCAACACACGACAGGAACUCGCAGCCAUCUGCUAUGAGACCAACGUUCUGGGGUUCAAAGGUCCCCGCAAGAUGACCGUCAUCAUCCCAGGCAUGAACAUGAACUUUGAGAGGGUUCCUGUCCGUCCAAACUGUGAGCAGGACAGCCUUCUAAGUAAGUGGCAGAACCAUUCACUGGAGAACCUGAUCGAGCUGCACAACAAGGCCCCCGUGUGGAAUGACGACACCCAGUCCUACGUGCUCAAUUUCCACGGCCGCGUCACACAGGCCUCCGUCAAGAACUUUCAGAUCGUCCACGACAACAAUCCGGACUACAUCGUAAUGCAGUUUGGCAGAGUGGCCGAGGACGUAUUCACCUUAGACUACAACUACCCCAUGUGUGCCCUGCAAGCCUUCGCCAUUGGCCUGUCCAGUUUCGACAGCAAACUGGCCUGCGAGUGACCAACCCCAUCACGACUCCUAACUCCCCAUCACCCUCCCCCCUCCCCCCUCCAGGACAACGCCAACUCCACAACACCGCCCCUCCACCUCCCCCUCACAGGAUUCAGCGCCUUCCUUGUACAGCUCACCAGCAGUCUGCCACUAUGAAAAUAAUCAUGAAUUAUGACCUCUCACCCAUACGUGGUACAUCCAAUCAUGGCACACGAAUCACGCUGACUUGGAGAGCGGAUGAAGAGAGUGGGUGUGUGAAAGAGAGGACUAAAGCAAGUAGAUUUGGGUGGAGGAUAUAGGAUUUUCCUUAUCGGCAGAAAAAUGAAAUUACCGUCCGCAAAGGGAAACUGGUCACAAAUCAUCAAGGCGCCUUUGUUUUCAUUUGUAUUUAUCUGUAGUUCUGUUUCAUUGAGUUUGUAUUGCUUUUUGUUGCUUUAGCUAUUGUAUAUUGGUGAUUUUAUGUGUAUUGAAAUUGGUUGAAAGGGAAAAAUGACACCAAGCAUCAUAGACCAAACUGUCGUGGGCACUCCCUGUUAGGGAUAGGACUUCUAACACAGACUAGACCAGGUCACAGGAGAUGGUGUCUUUGAUUUAUAUCAGAUUUGAAUGUUUUAUAGGCCUCAAAACAUGUCUGAUGAACUUAUGAGUUUGUUCGUUUUUAGCAGAUGUUUUUAAAGUUGCCUUUAAUGUUGAUUCCAAGUGUCAUUUUACUCCCAUUUUACAUUAUGUUGCCUUCUACAAUCACUGUUGUGCGAUUCUUUUGACGAACUCUGGAAACUUUAUGGUCUAUAUCCUAAAAUUCACCUCACUGUCUUCAAAUGGUCACGUGGCUUUGGAUUCCAGCCAUUUAGCAGCAUCAAGAUGUUCAAUAAUUCUAACGUUAAUAAAAAAGGGUUGACAUAGUUUUUCUUCCUCUUGAAGAUUAAUUUCUCGUAAUCACAUUUAUUUGCCUGCAUAUCAGGAAGUCUUGAAGUCAUGCCUGUCCAUCCAAUGUGUCCUCCUCUGUUUCCUUUGUACAUGUCAUUUUGUGAUGUCUUAGCCCCAUGUCAAGUUAAAACCACACGGGAAAGUCAAUAGAGUUGCCCAGCAAGCACGAUUAAAGGAUUUCAUUAUAGUUUUAUGUAAGAUAUAUCUAAAUGUCAUUUCAAUGUGUGGAAUACAUAAGUUGGAAUCCAAACAAUAGAGCCUGGAAUCCAAACAAUAGAGGAAUAUUCCGUUUGGAUUCCAAGUGACGCCCUGUACUCAGUCUACAUUAUAUGCCAAACUUAUCUACCCAUGUAAAAUGACACCAGAUUGAAUAAUAACGCUACAUUUUAUAUGUACUGUAGCUGGAAGUGUUACUCUGUUCAGCAGACUACACUUGUACUGCACCAUGAGGUCAUUGAGAACCCACUGGGCAAGAACUGGUUGAAUCCACAAUGUUUCUACGUCAUUUCAACCCCAACAUUUGAGGUGAUGACUUUGAAUCAACGUGAAACACUGAUUGGAUUUGCAAAAAUGAUUUUUUUUUAACCCAACUUUUAAAUCCAAUGACUGGGUCAAAUGUUUUGUUGAUUUGAUGUUGAAUUCACGACUCAACCAAAUGUAAAUCAAAACUAGAUGUUGAACUGACGUCUGUGCCCCGUGGGAAAUUACUUUUGGGGCGACAUUUAAGGUGCAAAAUAGUUCAAAUAUGUGCAAAAAUAUAUUAAAAGGUGACCAUAAAAAGUAAUUUAAGUAGAGUUUUUAGUACACCGAAAAAUGCAUAAAUAGUGGCCUUUUUUACAACGCUCGUUGCUGAAGAAAAGUUUAAAAUUACAUCACAAUGCCAAAUUAUUACUUUUACAGUAUUUUUUGCACAGGUUUGAACUAUUUUGCACCAUGAAAAAGUCACCCUUGAUUGAUUGAAGUUUCAGCUGGAUGGAUGUGCUAUAGAGAUGCUUCUGUCCAGUAGUGUGAUUCUUGUUCUUGGAGGAUUAGGAACAUUCCUGGGGUAGCCUGCAGGAUGCAUUUGAUUCCUGUCCACUGAUUAUGUGUGACAGUGUCGGGAAACAAAGUUAAUUCACAAGAUGUACUGUUAGAAAGAGGGAAAGGGUAUGUUUGUACAAAAUAUAUAAAAGAGAAAUAUACAGUUUUAACACAAGAUACUUAAGAGGAAUUGCAUUCCAUUCAUAACUUAACUUUCUGACAAUUUUUGGGGAAUUGAAUUUCAGAAAUAUGACUGUAAAUAUAAUAAAUGAAGAUAUUGUAAAGUGAACAAGACUCCCCUUGUAAGUUUAAGUAAUGAAUGUAUUCAGUAAAAAACAUUUAUUUGCACCCUUUCUAAUUCUCUACUUUUGCAUAUUUUUUCUGUUAUCAGAUCUUCAACCAAAACCUAAUAUUAGAUAAAGGGAACCUGAGUGAACAAAUAACACAAUAACACAAUUACAUACUUAUAUAAUUUAUUUAAUUAACAAAGUUAUGCAACAUCCAAUGCCCCAGUGGGAAAAAGUAAGUGUCCCCUUAAGCUCAAUUACUGGUUGUGCCAGUUAGCUGCAAUGACUCCAACCAAACGCUUCCUGUAGUUGUUGAUCAGUCUCUCACGUCACUGUGGAGGAAUUUUGGCCUUCUUGCAUGCAGAACUGCUUUAACUCUGACAAUUGAGAUUAGGUCAGGACUUUGACUAGGCCAUUCCAAAACUUCAAUUGUGAUGCCUUUUAGCAAUUUAUUUUUGUUUUUUAAAUCUAAUAUUGGGUUUUGGUUGAAGAUCUGAUAACAUUCAGUAUCAAAAAUAGAAAGGCGGCAAAAACCUUUUCACAGCACGACUGUAUAAACGUUCAUUCAUAGGCUAGGUUGUAGCAACCUCAUGAUGGGUGUAGGGAGAAUGUUAGUAUCAUGUAGUAGCCUAAACCUAUCGGUGGUACAUUCAACUGGGUGAAUGGAAUAUGAAUGACAGUCAUCCAAUAUUCUGUAAUAGAAAUAAUGCCAUGCUUGUUUAAAAAAAAAAAAUGUCCUCCCUAAUCAUAAACGGAACCGACUGCCCCUGAUGUAUUCAGUAAACCCAUUUAUUUGCAAUAACAUGUUGAAAGCAACAUCUAGAACUUUACAUUUAUUUUUUCUAUAUGACCAAGUGUUACAAUUGCUUUGAUUAUUAAAACAUUUAGAAAAUA
Oncorhynchus tshawytscha (Chinook salmon) is the source of this 5414-nucleotide messenger RNA. Its product is annotated as tubby-related protein 3-like. The coding region runs from base 610 to 2295 and encodes 561 amino acids. Gene Ontology annotation, cellular component: cilium. Gene Ontology annotation, biological process: protein localization to cilium. The transcript has 13 exons. The record is from RefSeq and is a predicted model, not a curated record. NCBI's taxonomy places the organism in Eukaryota, Metazoa, Chordata, Actinopteri, Salmoniformes, Salmonidae.